This is a messenger RNA of Myxocyprinus asiaticus (Chinese sucker), 11127 nucleotides long. Its product is annotated as membrane-associated phosphatidylinositol transfer protein 2-like. Gene Ontology annotation, biological process: phospholipid transport. Gene Ontology annotation, cellular component: cytoplasm. Bases 791 to 5071 code for a protein of 1426 amino acids. The transcript is spliced from 27 exons. The record is from RefSeq and is a predicted model, not a curated record. Gene Ontology annotation, molecular function: phosphatidylinositol transfer activity; phosphatidylcholine intramembrane carrier activity; phosphatidylinositol binding. Lineage: Eukaryota; Metazoa; Chordata; Actinopteri; Cypriniformes; Catostomidae.
AUGGUAAAGAUAGAACACAGGAGAGAACGUGCAAGCAGAGAAAAGAUAGGUCAAGGUUUUGAGAAUGUGCAUAUGCUUUAAAUAGAUCCACAGAAAGCCCACGGGGCUUUACGCAAAAUCACGGAUCAGCAUACCUGCACACUUUUUGUGCACGUUGUUUUUCUAAAGGAUCAACAAUAUCUGCUGCAGAUGAUCUAACGCUACAGGAAGCCUGAAAACAACAAUGCACAAGCAGUGAGCGCCUAUCUGGAUGAAAGCAGAUCAGUAGUAAGGUUUAACCAGUCCCGUCACUUCCUAUUUGACGUGUGCAUGUUUGGACUGUCAGCAGGAGAACUAUUUUAAAAACGGCGGACUGUUUUUAAUGCCCUUCACGCGAAUGCAUGGAUCAAAACAGUCGGCCUAGCUUUUCCUGUUUUAUUUAGUCGGCUGAACUGGUAGCCUGCUGCUUGGGGGAAAUAGCUUUGCACCCUCCGACAGAUAUCUCGACCUGAGCCGGGGAUGUGCGUGGGCUAAAGCCACUGAACACUGAUGGCAGCCGAUUCGAGCUAAAAUUCCCGCGCCCAAGAACUUCUUAAACUGCUUCAAAGAGUUCUCAUCAAAAAAUCCUCCACGUGCAGCAAUGACAGCUUUGCAGAUCCUUGACAUUCUAGCUGUCAGUUUGUCCAGAUACUCAGGUCUGAGAAAUGAGCUCGGCUCCUUCCCUUUGACGCACUCGAGCUAAGGGCCAUCCUGGUGGAUUUGCCACUGACCCAGCGGAGCGUUUGCAGCCCAGCCCCGCUCCACGGCCAACAUGCUGAUCAAAGAGUACCGCAUCCCCAUGCCCAUGAGCGUGGAGGAGUACCGCAUCGCUCAGCUCUACAUGAUUCAGAAAAAGAGUCGUGAAGAGAGCGAAGGCGAGGGCAGCGGGGUGGAAAUCCUGGAGAACCGACCCUAUACUGACGGGCCAGGUGGCUCUGGUCAGUACACACAUAAGGUAUACCACAUCGGCCAACACAUUCCCAGCUGGUUCCGUUCCAUCUUGCCGAAAGCUGCUCUUCGUGUGGAGGAGGAAUCCUGGAACGCCUACCCAUACACCCGCACACGCUACACAUGUCCCUUUGUCGAAAAGUUUUCCAUCGAUAUUGAGACGUUCUACAAGCCGGACACGGGUACCUAUAAUGACGUCUUCAACAUGUCCUCUAACGAGAAGAGACAACGUGACAUAGAUCCCAUUGACAUUGUGAAAGAUUUCAUUGCCCCUCAUGAGUACCUGGCCGAGGAGGACCCUAAACUCUACAAGUCGGCGAAAACCCAACGUGGCCCCCUGUCCGACGACUGGAUCACGGAAAUCAACAACAACCCAGGCACAAUGCCCGUCAUGUGUGCUUACAAGUUGUGCAAAGUGGAGUUCCGUUACUGGGGCAUGCAGUCUAAGAUUGAACGCUUCAUUCACGACGUGGGGUUGAGGAAGGUGAUGGUCCGUGCUCAUCGGCAGGCGUGGUGCUGGCAGGACGAGUGGUACGGUCUUACCAUGGAGGACAUCCGGCAACUGGAGCUAGAGACCCAGCUGGCCCUUGCGCAGAAGAUGGCGCAGUACAGCUGCAAUGAAGAGGGCGGUGAGAACAACGGCUCAGUUACUGGCCCUGAGAAAGAGCUCGAAACCAAAGAGGCCAACAGUUCCAUCGAAGCAGAUGGUACAGCGAGGAGCAUUGGAGACACUCUACAGGCGCGAGGAGAGCUGACCAAGCAAUGGUCCACCUCCUCAAGAUCUUCACGCUCCUCCAAGAGGGGUGGAAGCCCUUCUCGCCACAGUAUUUCUGAAUGGCGCAUGCAGAGCAUCGCCAGAGACUCUGAGGACAGCACAGAUGACGAGUUCUUUGAUGCUCAUGAGGACUUUUCUGACAACGAGGAGAUCUUUGCCAAGGAGAUCACCAAAUGGAGCUCCAAUGACCUGAUGGAUAAAAUUGAGACAGCGGAGGCAGAAGAAGCUCAGGGUGACUUGUAUCAAGAAUCUGGGGUGGAGUUUUCUGGGACAGCCAGCGGGGAAUGCCUCAAUGAGUUAUUUUCUCAGGACUCCUCGUCACAGCAGUGUUUACAACCCUCCAAAAUCCACGUCCUCCUCCUGGUCCUGCAUGGCGGAAACAUCUUAGACACGGGCAGUGGAGACCAGAACAGCAAGCAGUGUGAUGUCAACACCAUUAGCAGUGCAUUUGAUGCUGUGAUGAGGGUUCAUUAUCCAGCUGCUUUGGGCCGCAUUGCCAUACGUCUGGUGCCGUGUCCGGCGGUGUGUGUGGAGGCUUUCUCUCUAGUGUCAAAUUUGAGUCCUUACAGCUAUGAUGAAGGCUGUCUGUCCAACAGUCAGGAUCACAUCCCUCUGGCCGCCCUGCCCCUAUUGGCCACCUCUGCGCCACAGUACCAGGACGCCGUGGCAACGGUCAUAGUGCGAGCCAAUCAGGUCUACAGUGACUUCAUCAAAUCCCUGGAGGGGGCCACUUUCACAGGCCAAGUGUGUCUGAUUGGUGACUGUGUUGGAGGAAUUCUAGGAUUUGAUGCUCUCUGCAGUAGUAACAUUACAGUAUCAGAGAGUCAGAACAGCAGCCGACGGGGCAGUAUAGUCAGCGUACAGGACAAUGACCUGUUGUCACCAGGAAUCAUAAUAAACAGCACUCACUGUUCGGGGUCAGGAUCGGGGUCAGGGUUGUCUCUGGAGGGUAGUCGCCAUCUCAGUCGCAGUAAUAUAGACAUUCCACGCUGCAGCGGCCCAGACGACCCCAAAAAACAGCUGCCACGGAAACGUAGCGACUCUUCGACCUAUGAGCUGGAUACCAUUAAACAGCACCAGGCCUUCCUGUCCAGUCUACACUCCACUGUUUUGCGGAACGAUCCGGGUUCGCGACGAUCCAGCAGCAGUACCAUGCUGGAGGGAGGCGGCCCUCUGGGCAAGUUUGACUUUGAAGUGUCUGACUUCUUCCUCUUUGGCUCUCCACUGGGUCUGGUCCUUGCGCUGAGGAAGACUGUGGUCCCUUCUUUAGAUGUGGCUCAUCUCCAUCCAGCGUGCCAGCAGGUGUAUAACUUGUUUCACCCCGCGGACCCCUCCGCCUCACGUCUGGAGCCCCUGCUGGAGAAGCGUUUUCACCUGCUGCCUCCGUUCAGCGUGCCCCGCUACCAGCGCUUCCCUCUUGGGGAUGGCCAAUCGGCCCUGCUUGUGGAAACCAUCCAGAAUUCCCCUCACCUCCUGUUGGAGAGUGGGAGCUGUGCUGCCCAGCGCUGUCAGGAUGGCAUCAGCGAGACUUCCAUUCCCGUCCCUGUGCUCAACUGGCAGGCCAUGCAGGCCCCCGCUGAGUCGGACGUGAUGCACUCUCACGGCCUUAUGUUUUCGGAACACUCCAAUCCUUCGUCUCCGGCUUCGGCUCCAGCCUUCCGCGGGACUCGGAGAGCCAGUGAGACCAGCAUCGCCAGCCAGGUGUCUGGGUUAGUGGACAGUUACACCGCCUCCAACAUUGCCAACAAAUGGCAAUUUAGUCUCUCCAAAAAGCUUAGUCUUUUGUCCCAAUUGGCCCUCCCCUAUAAUAAAAGCGGUUCCCAAAGCCCCUCCCCCAAAUCCUGCAGCAAAGUGCAAAAUAGGCGGCAGGUAGAAUCACAGGAUUGCAGCUGUUUGGAUGAUUCAGAGCAGAGCAUCUUUCUAGGCUUUGAGCCCUCCCCCUCGCUCGGCUCAGGUCCGCCAUCGCCAUGUGUCCUGCCGUACAUCAAGCAAGUCGCGGCGCGUUGGUGGGGCACUAAGCGUAUUGAUUUUGCGCUAUAUUGUCCUGAUGCCCUAACUGCUUUCCCUACCGUGGCUCUACCUCACCUGUUCCACGCCUCCUAUUGGGAAUCAACCGACGUUGUUUCUUUCCUGCUACGACAGGUCAUGAGGCAUGAGAACUCGAGUAUUUUGGAACUCGAUGGGAAGGAGGUGACAGAAUUCACUCCGUCCAAACCGCGGGAGAAGUGGAUGAGGAAGAGGACCCAUGUGAAGAUCAGGAACGUUACGGCAAACCAUCGCGUGAAUGAUGCAGUGUUUACGGAGGACGGCUCUCAGGUGGUCACAGGUCGCUUCAUGUAUGGACCCCUGGAUAUGGUCACACUGACAGGAGAAAAGGUCGACAUCCAUAUCAUGACACAGCCACCGUCUGGUGAAUGGGUGUACUUUGACACUGAACUGACCAAUAGCAGCGGCCGAAUCUCCUAUGUGAUUCCUGAGAGUAAACGGUUGGGAAUUGGAGUGUAUCCUGUCAAAAUGGUGGUCAGGGGUGACCACACAUCUGCGGACAGUUACCUGACCGUGUUGCCUCGUGGCACUGAGUUUGUCGUGUUCAGCAUCGAUGGCUCUUUUGCCGCCAGCGUGUCCAUCAUGGGUAGCGACCCUAAAGUGCGGGCAGGAGCGGUUGACGUGGUCAGGCACUGGCAGGACCUGGGCUACCUGAUCGUGUAUGUGACGGGACGUCCAGACAUGCAGAAGCAGCGUGUUGUGGCCUGGCUUUCACAGCACAACUUCCCUCACGGAAUCGUGUCCUUCUGUGACGGCCUGGUACACGACCCGCUCCGACACAAAGCCAACUUUCUCAAGUGUCUCAUCACAGAGGCACAUAUGAAGAUCUUUGCUGCUUAUGGUUCUACUAAAGACAUCUCAGUGUACACGUCACUGGGCCUGACUCCAUCACAGAUCUACAUUGUGGGGAGACCAACCAAAAAGAUGCAACAUCAGUGUCAGUUCAUUGCCGAUGGCUAUGCAACACACCUGUCCCAGCUGGAGUACAAUCAGAGGUCGAGACCCGCUAAGACCGCCAGUGCUCGUAUGGUCCUGCGGAAAGGCAGUUUCGGGUUGGGCGGCAGCGGCGAAUUCCUGCGGAAGCGCAAUCACCUGCUGCGCACCAUCUCUUCGCAACCCACCUCCACUACGCCGGUUGUGCAGGUGGGCCGUCCCGAACGUGCGCAGAGCCAAUCAGAAUGCGACCGAGAGCGGGCGGAGCGUGCACAAAGAAGCAUGAGCAUCGCGGCAGGCUGCUGGGGCCGGACCAGCAAAUUUGAGGGUGGAGCUUUGAGCCCUAAAUAGGCUCCACCCACCAGGUCCAAGUUCUAGGGAAAUGAAAGGCACUCCAUACGGCACAGAGACAUGAACGUGGCCUGCAUGAUUAGGAGAUGGACCCAGUAAUGUUGGGACUUAACCGCACCACCCCAUUACUAUUGUUGCAUGAGAGUCAUUUGGGAAAACAAGAUUUUUUUGUUCGUUUUUUAGUCUGGCAGCCAAACACUUUCACAACAUGAAAUCUAGCGCCUUAAGCAUCACUCUGGGUCGUGACCCUCACCUCUGACUUGAUUGAAUGUACUGUUUGAAAGGGAGACAAAUCGUUGGGUGGGUAUGGACUCUUCCCCUUCCCCCGUCAUCAAGGAGCAUCCAGGAAGCUAUCCUCAACUUCCCAUUUGGUGUCCACAGAGUGUCCUACAGCUGUAAAUACGUGCCUCCUCUUACCUGCUCAGGGCAGACAUGAGCUUGAGGAGUUUAGAAGACCCAAAGGCCAUUUCACGUCCCACUUGCUUUAACGGUUGACUCAUUUUCGCCCUCUUUCUCACAGAUUAGUCAUCUGAUCUUGGCGACAUCUUGGUCAAAACCCAGCAGCAUUUGGCAAUAAGGAUCGAACCCCAUCACACUUGGUCUGCAGGUCAUUAGAGGCCUUAACUUUGUAUUCAGAGCACGAAUGGAAAGCCGUCUCACUAUUAAGUCCUCAAAAGGGGCAACUAUCCCUUUACAAGGCCAUCUGCUUGCAAUACCUCUGAGGGCACCACUAGAGGACUUCUCAAACCUGAUGCUCUCGACAUUUGCUGCUGGGUCACGUUCCACAUUUCUUUAUUUCUGAGCCACCAAACAACAAUUGUAAGCACACAUGCAAUUUCAUGCCACAUUUGAUUUGCUGUAAAAACGGUCCCGCUGCUUCUUUUGACUUGGAGAAAAUCUUGCAACCCUCCACGAGGACAGGCUGCGCAACUUGCUGUAUUUGAGCGGUCUUACGAAAAGCUGAUAUGACGAAGGACAAUUUCUAUGCCAAACAGGGCUAGAUUUCUCUGUCAGGAUUAGAGACCGAUUUCGCUCAUUCUCAACCGUUUCCUCUUGAACCACUUUGCACUCAUCUCCGUGUGAUCAGGAAGUGAUUGGAAUGGAUCGCUUGCUCGAUACCGCCGAUGGCCAAAACUAAUUCAUGUUAAAAGCUGUAGUUCUGCAUCUGCAUAAUCUCAUUGUUAUUUUGCACUAGUGGAAUAGUGGAGGUCCUUGUUACCAUCUCAUGUCGCUACAUAACGUUUUCGUGUAGUACAUGACCCUUAUUAUUUAUGGCAGGGUAUUUGUGCGCAAAUGCACGAUUAUAUAUUUCUCCAGUAAAUAGGAAACAAAAUAACGCAAGAAAUGUGCCAAAACCAGGCAGAUCGUUGGAACCCAAACACAUCCAAGGCUGUUUCCGAUGUAUUGUAGCAAUGUUUCCGGAGCGUUUGAGCGGUUUCGAUGGCACAUGUAUAAUGUUUUUACGAUUUUAGAUCAUUUUAGAUCAACUUCAAUCCUUUAAAGUUCAGUAAUCGAUGAUAUUGUCCAUAUGUUCAUAUGUAAGUUAUUGAGGUAUAUAGAAAUUGUGCUUUUAAUUUUACGAUUUUGGAUCAGAGCAUGACAAAUUCAGUCAGGUGGAGUCGUGAACCAUACGCGGUUUGUUUAUAUAUCAUGUUAUGAACACACUGGAAUAGCCAUGCUGCAUGUGCGGACAUUUGUGCUAAGGAUUUCAAAUCUAGCUGUAUAUUAGAUUGUUUCAACUGGGAUGUUUCGAACACAGCCGUUAGUUUUCGGCCCCAGUUUUCGCAGUUCAUCUGGAGUGGAUGUUAUGAUCUGUGGUCUGAAUGGGACGUAAAACAGUGUAGAUACUGUAAAGAUACUGUAAAGAAAUUUCACUAUAUAGGAUGUGUUAAGGUCAGAAUUUAUUUAUUUCUAUAGCUCCAUAAGAUUAUGGUUAUUUCAGGUUUGACUGUAUUUCAUGUAUUGCUUUUAUUUUUGUCCAACAGUUCUGAAAAGCUUAUUUUAAGGACCAAUGACGUGUCUCCUCGUGCAUAAUCGUUGACAGUGUUUCCGUAGCAAAAUUCUAGAGGAUGCCACUGCACCGCACGGACAAUCAAAUCUGUUCAGCAAACAAACAACACCUUGCGAACAAAACCGUCAAGGAGCACACAUGUGCACAAACACGCGCUCAAUUUCUUAUUCUACAGACAUUCAAAGACCACUCGUACUCUGGAAAAUGGUUAAUCGCAUCGACACAACAGAGUCAAAAUUUCCACAUGAUGUGAAUUGGUUUGAGAAGGGUUCAUUAAUGUGGUUACCUUUCUUAUAAAUUACCUCCAAACUACUGGGUUUUAAUUGGUGCUGUACAAUUUUUGUUGUUGCCACAAAAAAGUUGCUUUUAAAUUUCCAUUAGGACUGGCAUUGCUAGCCUUCAUAGGUAAUAUUAAGAAGUUUUAUUGCAUCUAGUUGGUACUACACAUCAGGGGCUCUCCAUAGAAAUGAUCUGAAAUGUUACUGACAUGACAAAUCUGAAAAUUGCAUGAGUGAAAUCUAGGUCAUCUUUGUUGGUUGUUGGUUUAUUAUGUCAAAGAUAUAACGAUUUGAAUGUUAACAACUAAACAAAUUCCCAGUCUGGAAAUUGCUGAUUUCCAUCAUAGUACUAUUCCACUUUCACUCACGUCUGAACUGACUUACUUCUACAACCUGUUACAGUUUUUUAACUGGCUGGUUUUCAAAUCCAGCUGUUUUUCAGGAAUGCUGGGCAAGUUGAUAUGCGCCAUCCGAUAUUAAUUUAAUUCCGAUUCCAAGAUUAAAACAUCGCAGGGAGUCAUAUGCGGUCUCACUUGUAGGCCAAUUAUACGAGUAUUAUAUCCGCAGAUAAAACAGAUUAUAGCCACUUUUGUACUUUGCAUGUCACGGGAAAGCUUUCGUACAGAUUCCUGUAUUAUUCAGUAAUAAGCCCAAUACAUACCUCCAAUUUAUAAUUACAAAUAUGCUGUCGUCUAUAUAGAACAUCAUAUCAAAUGUUACUACCAAGUAUUUCAAUUAUCUUAAAAACAGGCACAUUUUAAAGGAAUGUUUCGGGUUCAAUACAAGUUAAGCUCAAUCGACAGCAUUUGUGGCAUAAUAUUGAAUACCACAAAAGUUUAUUUCGACUUUUCCCUCUUUUUCUUUAAAAAUAAGCAAAAAUCUUUCUUACAAUGAGGCACUUACAUUGGAAGUCAGUGGGGCAAUUCGGAAAUGUAAAAAUACUGUUCCUAAAUAAAGCCACAAUAUGCAUGUUAACAUGAUUUUAGUAUGAUAUAAUGGACCCACUUUAUAUUAGGUGCCCUUAACUACUAUGUACUUAACCAUUUGAUACAAUGUACUUAUUAUGUACAAACAUGUUGUUGCAUUGCAAUUACAUUUAAAGUACUUGCAUUAAAAUACAUUUGUAGUUACAAUGUUAACUUUACCCCUAACCCAACCCUUACCCCAAAACCUACCCAUACCUCAACCUCAGUAGCAGCAAAUGUGGGCAUUUUGCAGAACAACAUGUAGUUACACUGUAAAUACAUAGUCUUGUAUGUAUUUAAUGUUAGUACAUAGUAGUUAAGGCCACCUAAUAUAAAGUGUGACCGAUGUAAUCACUUACUAACCUUUUCUGUGUAGCUAUAUCCAAUUUUACAUCUUUGUUGCCAUGAUGACGUUACACCGUAAACCCUAAAACAACCGUAAAAAGGACCAUUUAUGCUGUCGAUUGGGCUUAACUUGUAUUGAAAUCAAAUUGUGAGAAAUUUAACUAUCUGCAUAAAAUGUAAGUGCAAAGAGCAGAAAUGCUGUUAAAAAUGCAAAACAUUUACAGUGAAAAAUAAGGCUUUCCCGACACCUUUGGAUAAUGAAUGAAUUCUGCAGGUUUAUUUUACUCUGUUGAAGUACUGAUCUGGACUGAAUCCCUCCUUUACAGUUUCUUACCAGGUCGGUGGUUCAGUGCUCUCAUAUGUAUAAUCUGUAUGUACUGUGGAUUAAAUGCAGUUGGACAACUCUGCGAGUCUUUUGUGAUUUAUAAUGCAUUAUAUGUGUAAAGUGAACCAUUUCAGUUGUAAUACUUUUACAUUUUAUUAGAAUUGUAUUUUCAGUAAUGGUUUUGGAAAAAAAAUAAUGAUGGACACAUUUCAAUUUGUAUGUUACACAUACAGUAAAACCCAUUUGAAGACUUUAGGUGUGCAGAUUUAGUGAUCUUUAAACACUGACUGAACUAGCAACUAGCACUUCAUCGAAAGCUAUUUUUUUCUACUUUAUGUUGCCCAGAAAGUGCUUUGUCCGUCAUGUUAACUCGUUUAAAUGUGAUUACCUUGGUUAUCUACAGGUUAGGUGGUUUUUAAAACAUACAACUAGAAUGUAAAGAUAAACAUAAACUAACAUACAUAAGCUGUCAAUCAAUUACAAUUACAAUUUUUAAUUGAAUUACAUGAUGUGCCAAAUAAUUAAUCAAAUACCAAUAUUUACUGGGAAAAAGCCCCCAAAUAAAGGUGAAUUCGAAUAAUUAAAAUCAUUUUAAAUAUAUUAUAUUUUAAAAAGUAGCAGGAUUGACAGUUUUACAGUAUUUAGCCAUAAAUACAAAGGAAAACAAAUUUGUUGGUUUAACAUAAUUCAAUUGUAGACAUUGGUUCCACACAAUAAAAAUGAGUUUCUUCUAUAAGAAAUUAAAAUGUAGGCUAUAAAUACUUUGUGUAGCGAAAACGUAAAUGAAUGUGUUCAAAUAACUAUUGAUCUUUGCAGCUUGUUGCUAACUAGUAUAUUAAAUCUAUAUUUUCUGUACUGUAUAACAAGAAUUCUGACUUUGUUCCCUCAGUUAUUGCUUCAUGAAAACAAGCAAGACAUACUGAUUUUUCAGUAGUAAUGUACCCAACCUCGACCUAACCAUUAGCUCCACUAUCCACAAUGGUAACCUCCAAAAUAAUUUAACAUGACAGAAAAUCCUCUACAUAACAGAACAUAACAUAACAGGUAUUAAACACUAACAAGUCUCCUCUUUUCAUUUUGGGUAGAAAUACAUAAAAAUAACACUUUAUUUUAAAAUGUACUGCCCCGUGCAAAGCAUGCAGGAAAUUUGAAAUCCCCUGCCCGGUUUCAGCAAUACAUCGAUGCAACAAAUAUGAUUCACAUAGUCCCAAUACAAUUGGAUUGAGUGAACAUAGAUGGAUUGUACAAAAUGAAAUUGAGACCAAAUGCUAAAAUAUUGUGUUGCAUUAACUCAUUUUAAAUAAGUUAAUCGAGCAAGCAGUAAAAAUCACGUUGAGUGAACAACAUCCAUUAGAAGUCUGAAGCCCUUUGAACAUUUCAUAGCAAUGUGAUCAUAUCACUUUUGAUGACUGUUGAAUAUCACUUGGACUUAAUAAAGUCAGACUAAAUGUAUUAAAUUGAUUUCAAGUGUCCUGGUUUAGUAUUUUCAUUAGAGCUGGUUUCCCUUUUUUUCCAGUGUAGAUUUAUGCUCAAGGUCAUGACAAGUCAGGGAGUUUAUUAGAAAUGGAAUUUAAUGUGGAUAUGUCCACAAAUAUCCACUUUUUAAUUAUUUGUUGUUUUCUGUACAAAACCAUGAUAAUGGGGAUGACCAAUUAUGACGUCCUCUACUGACAAACCUAACAAAAUAUAAGAUAAAGUGAGACACUUGUACUUGUAGAGUUACCAUCCUAAGAGCAUAAUGUCAUUGUGUAAACAUUUUUUAAUCAUUUAUGUAAUUGCACAUGCUUUUAUUAAGGGGUAUGAUGGUAACAGGGUUUACGCAUAACACAGCAGGAAAAUGUGAACCUUUCUGUGAACCCAGCCGGUAUUUUAACCCAGUUAUAAUAUCUGGAGGAUACAAUUGAUACAUGCUAUGUCAUAAAUGUGUAUUGAAUUAAACAAAAUAGCUAUAUAAUCAAAACUAUAUAUAAAGUGUUAUUGAAUAAAGGUUUUUUAAGUGGUGUUUGCAGUAAAAAUUAUCAGGUCCAGAUCAUCCAGUUUGAACAACUUUUCCAGCUCAAGUGCAUGCUGUCAUUUUUUAAGCUAAAGCCCCACGUUACUAAAAUUCUUCAAACUUUUACUCCCAUUUGUUA